GGAGGAAGAGGAGGAAGAGGAAGAAGAGGAAGAAGAGGAAGAGGAAGAGGAAGACAUCCCGCUCUCUGAUCUCUCGGAAGACGAAAGAGAAGACGUUGUACCACACCAACGUCUCACGAUCAACAACUCCGCCGCAAUCAACGCCUCCCUCAAGCGCAUCUCCUUCAUCACACCCAAGACCCUAUUCUCCGAGCACAACUCGCUAGUCUCGCAAGAACCGAUCGAAGUCCCCGACCCUAACGAUGACUUGGCUCGCGAGCUGGCCUUCUACAAGGUUUGUCAGGCGGCUGCUUCGACGGCGCGUGGACUACUCAAGAAGGAGGGUAUUCCGUUCACUCGGCCCGGAGACUACUUUGCUGAGAUGGUUAAGACGGAUGAGCACAUGGGCAAGAUCAAGAAGAAGCUGUAUGAUGAAGCGGCGGGCAAGAAGGCAGCUGCGGAGGCUCGUAAGCAGCGCGAUCUGAAGAAGUUCGGAAAGCAGGUCCAGGUCGCGAAGUUGCAGCAGCGCGCGAAGGAGAAGCGUGAGACUUUGGAGAAGAUCAAUGAUCUGAAGAAGAAGCGCAAGGCCAACCCCUCCGGCCCUACAGACAACGACAACGACAUGUUCGACAUCGCCAUCGAUAACUCCGAGUCCAAGGGCCGCAAGCGUGGUCGUGAGGAUGGUGGCGGUCCCAAUCUGAAGCGCCAGAAGAAGAACGAGAAGUACGGCUUCGGCGGCAAGAAGCGCCACGCCAAGAGCGGUGAUGCUAUGUCCAGCGGAGACCUGCGCAGUUUCUCGGUAAAGAAGAUGAAGGGAGGUGCUAAGAGACCUGGCAAAAGCAAGAGAGCUGCCGCCAAGGGACGGGCGUGAUUGAAUUUUUUUUGUUCUUAAUUUUGCUUGUAUGGGAUGUAAAAGUUGGCUUUAUGGGGUUUCAAAAGAGUAGUGUCGAUUUUCUCUUAGACUCUGGAUCGGGGUUAUCGUGGGAUUGUUCCGCGAAUCCCAGGUCUGCUUUAUGUGUACAUUGAAAUAAUCUGGAUGACCUUGUCCACAGCAGCUGGCUCCUUAUCCUGCUACAAUUUAAGUACUUGACUUAGGGCUCCAAGUACUCGCUGCCAGGUCGCCAUAUCAACUGCCAUACCAACACUCCGACGGGCCUAAAACUGCAGUGACGGCCAUGGAUGCACAAUAAGCUUACCAACGCUUCGAUGACCCUAAAAUUGCAGUGCUGAGGCUCUU
Molecule: messenger RNA, 1216 nt
Organism: Aspergillus pseudonomiae
Lineage: Eukaryota; Fungi; Ascomycota; Eurotiomycetes; Eurotiales; Aspergillaceae
Product: EBP2 family rRNA-processing protein
Exons: 2
Coding region: 362-850 (162 amino acids)
Biological process (GO): ribosomal large subunit biogenesis; rRNA processing
Cellular component (GO): preribosome, large subunit precursor; nucleolus; nuclear periphery
Source: RefSeq, a predicted model, not a curated record